This is a messenger RNA of Theobroma umbraticum, 1755 nucleotides long. RefSeq lists its product as uncharacterized. The record is from RefSeq and is a predicted model, not a curated record. Lineage: Eukaryota; Viridiplantae; Streptophyta; Magnoliopsida; Malvales; Malvaceae.
CUCUUUUUUUUUUUGUUCUACUUGAGAAAAGGGGCACGACAUUUCCAAGUGGAUUGCUGUGUUGGACAGGCAUGUACCUAGGUGCACAUAAGACGUGACAUUCAAACAGGAAUAAUGGAGAAAACAAUUAAAAAGGGGACUGAGGUCCAAUUUGAACCAUUUAAUUUCAUGUACUACGUGUACGUAAUAACUGAUGCAGUGGUCCAGAAACUUGAUAUUUGCAAAUUGCAACUGCCAUGGUCAUGCGGAAUAAUAUUUGCCUUGCCAGCAGAGCCAGCCCCUCCCUACACCACUCCAAUUCCCAUCUCACAGCACGCCAUUCUUUUAUGAUGUGUACGCAUUCCUUCCAAUCAAUCACAACCAUCAGAACCAUACAGUAACCAGAUUAAAUCUUGAAAUAUCAUUCAAAUCCAACCAGCAUCUGCCCACCAAGGAGGCCAGCCCAAAAAAGGAAAAGUCCAACAAUGUCAUUUUCAAGGUCAUGUCAUUGGAAAGUGUAAAUGGAACAUUGGAGCAUUACCAUAGUCUGCUCGGUGGAAAAGGAUAAGAUACAACGUUGUUGUAAAUUACUUCAACCACAGGGUUAGGGAAUCAAGCAUGGAAGGGAAAGUGUUGGAGAUGUUUGAAGUUGGGCCCUGUGAAGAUGACUACCGGCUGGGUUUUCUCAUAGGUCAGAGGUUCUGUAGUCAGAUAAGAAGCAGGUUGGCUGGAGACCUCAUUCUUCAAAACCAGCUCCUUCCUUUUGCUCGAACAACACAGGCAAAACCACUGAUCAAAGCACUCUCAGAAACUAACCAGAAGAAGUUCCCAAGAUAUUGGGCUGAACUUUUAGGGACUGCAGAAGGAAGUGGUGUGCCUGUUCUUGAUAUAAUACUUAUCAACUUCAGGAAGGAGAUACUUCCAUUCAUUUCAAAUACAGCAAUGAAUUCAAAUGGUGAUACUACAGAUGACUGUUCUGAUAUUCUGGUUGUUAGCGAUUUGAUAGCCCUUGCAGCUCAUAACGAGGAUGCAAAUGUCUCUCUAGUUGGCCACACCUAUUUGAUCAAGGGAAAACUGUCAAAUGGAUUAUCUUUCAUAGCUUACACAUAUGCAGGAGAGCUUCCAAGCUGUGCUUUUGGAUUUAACAGUCAUGGAAUGGCAUUCACACUGAAUUCCGUACCCCCAACUGAAGAUGAGAUUGUACCAGCUGGCAUUGGAAGGAACUUUGUGUCUAGAGACCUCCUCGAAGCAACUAGCAUUGCAGAUGCAUUAGCAAAAAUACGUUCAUCAGAAGUUUCUGUGGGACACUGUUACAAUUUAAUUGAUAUACAGACGCGUAUGAUCUUGAAUGUUGAAACCGCAUCAAGAUCUCGAGUUUCAGUUCAUGAGGUUGGAGCAACACCAUUUUUCCAUGCAAACAUGUAUCUCCAUCUUCAGGCUCAGCAGGUACAUGAUGAAAACUCAAUGAGCAGGCAAAGAAGAGCAGCUCUUCUACCACUAGGAUCAAAGACCAAUUUCCUGUCUAUUCUAGGAGAUACAGAAGACACAAAGUACCCCAUCUACAUGACAGGUCCAACUCUUUACACAUUAUGCACAGCUGUCAUUGAUUUGGAUGAAAAAACACUUACAAUAGUUGAAGGGAAUCCGAAGAAAGGAAAAGUUUCUCAUGUCUUUUCUAUGAAUUCCAAAGACUUAAACCGUGAUUUGGUCAACUGCGCUGAAGUGACCCGUCUCUAGAGCAUUUUAUGCAGGUUCAUAGAGGCCAAUCAUGUGACC